AUGACGGAGCAUGCAGCACCUUGGGGAUUCAGGCCGACCACAUUGGAGGAAAGAGUUGGAUUCACGAGUUGUGUUGAAUAUUGGGCAUGCCUCGUGCUGGUCUGCUGGUCUCCGGGAAAGCCAGACAGCCACCAUGAUGUGUCGGCACGGAGGUAUCUUGUUCAAGUGAAUGAGUCUCUCACUCCAUCGCAACGAAAGGAUGUGGAGGACUGCGUAGGAGGAAGACACCCAAAGUACCUACACGAUGACACGUACAUGGUCUUUGCUGACGAGAGGGAGAUCGAGGUGUUGAGAAGAAGGGGGUUCGUGCAAGGCAUACGGAUGCAGCAUGAAACUGACAAGAUGUCUCUCGACAUUCUGCCCUCUCCCUGGACAAGAGCGACGAGCGGACCGCAGGCGGACUCACCCUGCUCAGUCCUUGCUUUGCUGGCUGACUGGCGAGAGCUGUUCCCGAGCUACAUACACGACCAAAGGGACCUUGUCAAGGGAUUUUACCGCCUGCAGAUCAGUAGAUGGAGGGCUGGUGUUGCUGAAGAUCAUGGUGUCGAGAUUGAAGCGGAGAUGGUGUCAGAGAGGAAGCUUCACGUCUCAUGCCAGUCAUGUGAGGUCUGCAUGGGAGCUGUCUCACGACUUCUUGCUCGACAGAAUGUGAUCGAGUGGGUAGAGACCAGGCCGAAGCUUGUUGCAAUGGGGAACUUUGUUUCCUCCUUGCUCUCCUCGGGGGACCCAACGUGCGGAGGAAGGGAAGACGAUCUGUUCGUGCGAGCUCUGAAUGGGGAAGGGGAGGUUGUCUCCAUAGCAGACUCCGGCAUAGACCAUCGCAACUGCAUGUUCUGGGACGAGCUGCCCUUGCCUCUCAACACGUUCGACUCCAGGAAGAGAAAGAUUGUGAGCUACUUCUCCUACUCAAACUGCUCCAUCUGUGGUGCCUGCGCCAAGGAUGCCAAGGAGCAGAGGCCUUGCGGAGAUGCAGGAGAUGCUGAGAGGGGUCACGGCACGUACGUGUCGGGAGCUGUCGCAGGAUCAGCAGCGUGUCCAUCGGAUGCUGGCUUCAUGUGUAGUGCGGAGGACGUGAAGUUUGCGUCUCUUUACAACGCGUUGGCGAGGGAGGCGAAGAUUGCCUUCACCGACAUCAUGGUGGGAAAGGGAGAGCUCUCCCCUCCUCUGGACCUUCACAAACAUCUCUUCCCGGACCCGUACAAUCAGUCGGGUGCCCGCGUGAUGCUGCUGGCGUGGGGCUGCGUGGUAAGAGCGACGGAGGAGGCGACUGCGUGCAACCGGUACACCUCGCAGUCUCAGGACAUCGACCUCUUCACCUGGGAGAACCGUGACGCACUUGUUAUCGUGGCUGCAGGAAACGACGGGGAACGAGCUUCGAAGCAGACAGUCGGGGCCCCCGCUACCUCGAAGAACGCCAUCGCCAUCGGCUUCACAGAGACGUGCGUCAACGCGUCAGUCGCCUCCUACGCCUACACCGACCCCUUUGUCGCCGCUGGCUGCGGGCUAUUUGGGAGCUCGAGGUGUUGCCUGUCCUCCUUUGAGAGCAAGUGCUCUCUGUCUCAGUGCUGUGGGGAGGGGAGGGAGGACUGCUGCUUCUCCUCCUUCUCCGGGCCAGGCAUGUCCCCUGACAACGUCGCUGCUGGCUCGAGCAGGGGCUUCACCAUGGACGGGAGGAUCAAGCCUGACAUGGUGGCAGUGGGAAGCCACGUAGUGAGUGCGCGAGCAGCGGGAGAAUCUCUCCCCUCCUCCGGUCCCUUCUGCUCGCUUCCUUCUGGAACUCAAUAUUCAGCUGCUCUCACCUCCCUGACUGGCUCCUCCUCCGCAGCUCCUGGCGUUGCGGCAUCAGCAAUGCUCAUUAGGCAGUACCUCAAGAGAAGAAUGUCGUCAGAGCAAGGAACAAGAGCUGGGGCUGGGGCUGGGGCUGGGGCUGGGGCUGGUGGAAAGGCUCCGUCAGGAGCUCUGGUCAAGGCGAUGCUGCUGGCCAGCUGCGUGACUCCCUCGGGCUUCUACUCGUUCCAGAGCACCCGGUACAAGAUGUACAAGACGCCCAACGAGGCGAGCGGCUUCGGGAGGCCGGUCCUGCGCAACGUUCUCCCCCUUGACGGGACCUUCGAGCUCUUCGUGCAGGACGAAGAGACGAGGCUGAGGACGGGGGACGUGGAGGAGUUGACAGUGUCUGGGGGAUGGAGCAGAGACUACGUCAUCGUCCUCGUGUGGACCGACUUUCCUGCCUCUCCGUCCAGCCAGCGGGCGCUGGUCAACGACCUUGAUCUCAACGUCACCGUCAUCGAUCCCCACGGCGCGCACACCCUCCCCUCCUAUGGCCAGUUCCGCACCAACGACCCUCUCGGGGGAGCGCACCCUGACCCUCGGAGGGACGAGGUGAACAACGUGGAGCGGGUGGUGGUGGAGGCGAAGUUUGCAGGGCUCCUCGGCCUCAGCCCCCAGCACGGAAUCUCGGUGCGUGUCUCUGCCCAUCGCGUCCCUGCUCCUCAGGGUCAGUCGUACGCGCUCGUCAUCGUGGGGCCCAAGGGGAUGCAGGUAGGCAGGAGGCCUUCAGCUCAGCUGCUCCCCAGCUGCGCCGCCUCCACAUCAGGGUCAAUUCUCUCCUCAUCUUUCCUCCUCUUCCAUGUGGGGCUAGUUGGCAUCGUCCUGCUCCUCAGCGGGGUUGCCGCCGGGUAUGACUAA
Messenger RNA from Guillardia theta CCMP2712, 2688 nucleotides. RefSeq lists its product as hypothetical. The record is from RefSeq and is a predicted model, not a curated record. Gene Ontology annotation, molecular function: serine-type endopeptidase activity. Gene Ontology annotation, biological process: proteolysis. The transcript is spliced from 6 exons. NCBI's taxonomy places the organism in Eukaryota, Cryptophyceae, Pyrenomonadales, Geminigeraceae. Bases 1 to 2688 code for a protein of 895 amino acids.